AUGGAUUGCAUUCAGUCUGGAAAUGGAGAUGCCACAGUGGAGACGGAGGGGAGUGUGAACACUGGGAAAGAUGAUACAAAUGAAGACAAAGAAAAGCAUGAUGCAGAAGCUGAAGUCCGUGUGCGUAAGGCAUCCUGGGAGCCCAGAAAGGAGAUCCAUUAUUUUGCCUGCCAUGAGAUCAGCAUCUGGGAGUCUCUCGAUUCAUUUGGUUCUGUCAUCUGGCCAGCAGCUCGGGCUCUGUGUCGAUACCUUGAGUCCAAUCAAGCAACAGUUGAUCUUGUUGACAAAGCGGUGCUAGAAAUUGGAGCCGGCACAGGUCUUGUGUCCAUCGUGGCCAGUCUGUUGGGUGCUUGGGUGACAGCAACUGACCUGCCUGAAGUCCUCGGGAAUCUGAGAUGCAACCUGUCCAGAAACACACGGGGCCGCUGCAGAUACACGCCGCAGGUGGCGGAGCUCUCAUGGGAUUGUGAGCUCAAUAAGACCUUCCCUCAUUCAGUCUACAGAUACGACUACAUAUUAGCAGCUGAUGUGGUCUAUCAUCAUGACUACCUAGCAGAAUUACUGGUCACUAUGCGCUUCUUCUGCCAGCCGGGCACAACCCUCAUAUGGGCCAACAAGGCCCGCUUUGAUUCUGAUCUGGUGUUUGUGGAGAACUUCAAAAAAACGUUCAACACCACCCUGCUGGCAGACAACGGAGAGGUCAAGAUUUACUCCGCCACCACGAGAGAAGAAAGUAGACUAGUGAUGUCAGAAGAGACUAAAGGGGUUGCGAGGAAAGGAGUGGAUGAGUAUGAAACAGUCAAUAAAAAGACAAAGAAAGAGAUGAACGAAGGAAAGAUCGAGGUUCGAGAAUAUGAAAAGAAAGAUGUACAAUUUAGAGAAGAACAGGCUACAGGGUAUAUUGAUGUGGAAAACCAGGAGGAAACAUUAAAGUUGGAGGAUGGAAAUUUGAACAAUAUCAAAGAUGAGGAGGACAACACAAACCUUGAAACUGAACCUGAGGAUAGUGGAGAUGAAGACAAUGAAGGCUGCUGUGAGAUGGAUUCAACAUUUGUAGAGCAGAAAUCAGAAGGAAACACAGAAAAUGAUAAACAACAGGAGUACAAGAGAUCAUGGGCACCAAUUUUUUACUACAGACCCGGGAAAGAAGUUUACAAUUUUUUGGGUCAGGAAAUUACAAUUCAGGAGUCCAUCGAUUCUUACGGUGCUACUAUAUGGCCAGCGGCACUUGCACUUUGCCGAUUCUUGGAAACACCGCAGGGUCGCCAACACAUUGAUUUACUCGACAAAUCAGUUCUUGAACUUGGGGCUGGAACCGGCUUACUUUCGGUUGUCAUCACGUUAUUGGGUGCCAAACUAACAGCCACGGAUUUACCCGAGAUUCUAAGUAAUCUGAGAUACAACCUCAACAAGAACACGAGAGGCCGACGGAGACAUGAGCCCCUGGUAGCAGAACUCUACUGGGGUCACAAGCUGGAUGAGACCUUCUCCAGAUCCACACACCAGUAUGAUUACGUGUUGGCGACUGAUGUGGUCUAUCACCACAACUUCCUGGCCGAGCUGCUGGUCACUAUGCGUCACUUCUGCCAGCCGGGAACUACUCUAGUCUGGGCAAACAAGGUUCGCUAUGCCUCGGAUCUGGACUUCAUCAAUAACUUUCUUAGAUAUUUUGAAAUUACACUCCUUGAAGAGCUGGAUGAUGUGAGGAUUUAUGUAGCAACUAGCAAGACACCAGAGCAGGAAGGUGACCAUGUUCAAGAGAUGAACAAGGAAGAGGAGGACAAUGAUAACCUUGAGUCAAGCAAACAGGAUGCUGUGGAACCAAACUCUACAAGCGAGACAGGAAACAAUGCAGAAGAAGUGGAACAUCUGGAGUGUGAUGAUACUCAGAGUUUAGAAAAUAAGAUGGAGGAGAAACAAGUAGACAAAGGAUUCCAGGAAUUUGUAAGAUCUGCAGAGGAAGAGGAAGAAGGCUUCGUUUCUCCGUGUCGUAAACUCGGGAAAGGGGCGAGGCUUCUAAACCAGGGUGUUUUUAGAAAAAUUCAGGAAGCCAUAGACCAUUGUGGUGGUGUGGUAUGGCCAGCGGCAUUGGCCCUUUGCCGAUUCCUGGACACCCCAACAGGCCGACAGCAGAUUAAUCUACUUGACAAUUCAACGCUAGAGCUCGGAGCAGGAACGGGCCUCGUCUCGAUAGUUGCCACACUUCUGGGUGCUAAAAUGACAGCCACAGAUCUGCCAGAAAUCCUUGGUAAUCUGAGGUGUAACUUGAACCGGAAUACCAAGUGGCAAGGGAGACAUGAACCCCAGGUUACAGCAUUACCAUGGGGCUACAAACUAGAGGAGAUGUUUCCCCACUCCACCCAUCAUUACGAUUAUGUUUUUGCAGCUGAUGUGGUCUAUCACCAUGACUGCCUCAAUGAGCUUCUUGACACCAUGCUUCACUUUUGUCAAACAGGGACAACAAUUAUCUUAGCAAACAAGGUCGAUUAUCAGUCAGACCUGGUGUUUCUUGAGAACUUUAAGAAAGCUUUUAACGCCACAUUACUGACAGAGCUGGAUAAGGUGAGGAUUUACUCAGCUACCAUGAGAAUCUGA
Sinocyclocheilus rhinocerous is the source of this 2595-nucleotide messenger RNA. RefSeq names its product methyltransferase 21C, AARS1 lysine a (gene mettl21ca). The record is from RefSeq and is a predicted model, not a curated record. NCBI's taxonomy places the organism in Eukaryota, Metazoa, Chordata, Actinopteri, Cypriniformes, Cyprinidae. The transcript has 10 exons. Bases 1 to 2595 code for a protein of 864 amino acids.